AUGAGAAUCGGGGAAGGAGGGAAGGGACUUCCUCAGCUGCUCACCUGGCUCCGCGCAGCAGAACGAGGUGCGUUUGAGACCGCCGGUCACCGACCCGUUGCUCGCCGUCCAGCUGAGGGUGACUGCCGGGGAGGACGCCUCCAGCCGCUGCGCCUCCAGUAUCCCAGCCGGGCACUCUGGAGUUUCCUCAAUGUGAGGAACCUGCUACAGAGCCCUGCGCGUGGGCGCCAUAUGCCGCAGCCCGACAUCCUGGCCUGGAUCAGGAAGUGUGGUCAACAGUUCCAGCGAAGUGUCUCCCCUGUACUCAGCCCUGGUGAGGCCACACCUGGAGUAUUCUAUUCAGUUCUGGGUCCUCAGUUCAGGAAGGAUAUUGAGGUGCUGGAGCAGGUCCAGAGAAGAGCAAUCAGGCUGGUGAAAGGACCUGAACACAAGUCCUAUGAGGAGAGGCUGAGGGAGAUGGGAUUGUUUAGCCUCGAGAAGAGGAGGCUCAGGGGAGACCUCAUCACUCUCUACAACUACCUGAGAGGAGGUUGUAGCCAGGUGAGGGUUGAUCUCUUUUCCCAGGCAGCUAUCAGUAAGACAAGAGGGCGUGGUCUUAAGCUCUUCCAGGGGAGGUUUAGGUUGGAUAUUAGGAAGAAAUUCUUUACAGAGAGAGUAAUCCGACAUUGGAAUGGGCUGCCUAGGGAAAUGAUGGAUUCUCCAUCCCUGGAGGUUUUUAAAAUGAGACUGGAUGUGGCACUCAGUGCUAUGGUCUUUUAA
Molecule: messenger RNA, 759 nt
Organism: Myiozetetes cayanensis
Lineage: Eukaryota; Metazoa; Chordata; Aves; Passeriformes; Tyrannidae
Source: RefSeq, a predicted model, not a curated record